AUGCCGUCCGCAUCAUUCAAACACUUCGUAAUUUCCGUCAGUGGAUCUUUCUCGGGGUAUAAACAAGCCGAUCUGAAAUCGAUCAUCGAAAGCCGUGGCGCAACAUUCAGUCCUGGUGUCACAAUUGGCUGCACCCACUUAAUCACUACGCAGAGAGAAAUCAACAACAACAACACGAAAUAUGUCCAAGCUACCAAGGUCUACAACUGCAAAAUUGUCUCUGUUGACUGGCUCAUCGACUCACACGAAGCCAAGAAGCCGCUCGACGAGAAGGAUUACCUGUUUAACUCCAACUCCAAGUCUGAUGAUGAGGACAGUGGUGAUGAAAAGAAAAAGCGCACAUUGGAAGAGGCUUUGGAUCUGACGGACGAUCGCGCCAGCAAAAAGCCCAAAGACGCGCAGAAGGCUAACUCUAAAGCUCUCAAUGUCCCCGUUGAUGAAGGUUGCCAUUUGAAAGGAAUUCGUUCUGUGCUUAUCGAUGAAGCCGGUCUCAUCUGGGACGCGACGCUGAACCAGACUGUUUCGGGAAAGAACAGCAACAAAUUUUACCGUAUCCAGAUUUUGACAGACAAAUCCGGGACAGAAAUCAAUACCUGGACCCGUUGGGGCAGAGUCGGUGAGCAUGGUCAAUCCGCUCUUCUAGGGGACGGUUCGCUACAGACGGCCGAAGCCGAAUUCAAGAAGAAGUUCAAGGACAAGUCUGGUUUGACAUGGGACAACCGGCUUGACGACCCUAAGAAGGGCAAAUACACGUUCAUCGAGCGCAAUUAUGAAGAGGACGACUCGGAUGAUGAAGAAGACCAGAAGAAAGCUGUUACAAAAGAGAAAAAGCCAGAACCGAAGAGUACCCUUUCGGGGCCCGUUCAGGACGUUAUUUCAUUCAUCUUCAACCCCGACCACUUCCAAUCCGUGAUGGCAUCUAUGUCUUACGACGCCCAGAAACUGCCCUUGGGUAAACUGAGCAAACGAACCCUUCGAAUGGGCUUUCAGUACCUCAAAGACCUCUCCGAUCUCAUCUCUAAUCCCCGAUCGGCGAACAGAAAAUACGGCACCAACUUCGCAGCAGCAACGGAAGAUCUCAGCAAUCAGUACUUUACAGUUAUCCCACACGUCUUCGGUCGCCAUCGGCCACCCGUGCUCAACACUGAUCAACAGAUCAAGAAAGAAAUUGAACUCCUCGAAGCUCUGACCGACAUGGAGGUCGCCAACGAUAUCAUGAAAGAAUCGAAGGAUGAGGACACCAUUCACCAGCUGGACAGCCAGUUCCAGAGUCUUGGAUUAAAAGAGAUGACGGCCUUGGAUCGCAAGUCCAACGAAUUCAGCGAGCUUUCGAGUUACCUUCUGCAGUCGCGUGGAUCCACCCAUCACUACAGAUACAACAUCAUGAACAUCUUCCGCAUCGAACGAAACGGCGAAGAAGACCGCUUCCAAGCCUCCCCAUACUCCUCCCGCAACCCCAGCAACCGCCGCCUUCUAUGGCACGGCUCCCGCAGCACCAACUACGGCGGUAUCCUUAGUCAAGGUCUCCGGAUCGCGCCCCCAGAAGCCCCCGUCAGCGGCUACAUGUUCGGCAAGGGCGUAUACUUCGCCGACAUGUCCACUAAGUCAGCCGGAUAUUGCUGCUCCUACAGCAGUGCCAACACGGGACUUUUGCUUCUCUGCGACGUCGAGCUGGGCGACCCUAUGCUGGAGCUCGAUAACAGCAGCUACCACGCGGGCGAAGAGGCCAAAAAGGCCGGCAAGAUCGCCACCUUGGGUCGUGGGUCUUCGAUCCCCGCUGGAUGGAAGGAUGCCGGCUGCGUUCAUCCCGACUUGAAGGGCGUGCAGAUGCCGGAUGUUGGGAAGGGAGCGGCGUCCGCAACGUCGAAUUGUCUCUGUUAUAACGAGUAUAUCGUCUAUGAUGUCUCACAGAUUCGGCAGAGAUAUUUGUUUCAGGUUCAUAUGGGCUAG
This is a messenger RNA of Aspergillus melleus, 1950 nucleotides long. Its product is annotated as putative poly(ADP)-ribose polymerase PARP. The coding region runs from base 1 to 1950 and encodes 649 amino acids. Lineage: Eukaryota; Fungi; Ascomycota; Eurotiomycetes; Eurotiales; Aspergillaceae. The record is from RefSeq and is a predicted model, not a curated record. The transcript is spliced from 6 exons. Gene Ontology annotation, molecular function: NAD+ poly-ADP-ribosyltransferase activity.